This is a messenger RNA of Loxodonta africana (African savanna elephant), 1409 nucleotides long. RefSeq names its product kallikrein-7. Gene Ontology annotation, cellular component: secretory granule. The transcript is spliced from 5 exons. NCBI's taxonomy places the organism in Eukaryota, Metazoa, Chordata, Mammalia, Proboscidea, Elephantidae. Gene Ontology annotation, biological process: positive regulation of antibacterial peptide production; proteolysis. The record is from RefSeq and is a predicted model, not a curated record. The coding region runs from base 489 to 1250 and encodes 253 amino acids. Gene Ontology annotation, molecular function: serine-type endopeptidase activity.
CUCCUGAGUCUUAAAGAAAGAAGUCUGGAAAUUUGGACUCUUAUGUCUGGUGGGGAGAGGAUUUGGACUCCUGGGUCCUGAGGAAGGAGAGGACUGGGGACCUGGACUCUAGGUAUGAGGGAGGAGGGGUUGGGGACCUGGAAUCCUGGGUCUAAGAGAGGAAGAGGGGGCUGGGGGCCUGCACUUCUGGGUCUGAGGGAGUGCUGGGUUUGAGGGGGCAGGGGACUGGGGACCUGGACUCCUGGAUCUGAGGGGGAGGGGUUGGGUACCCAGACUCCUGGUUCUGAGGGAGCAGGGGACUGGGUUCCUGGGAGGAGGGAGCUGGGGGCCUGGACUCCUGGGUCUGAAGGAGGAGGGACUCAGACUCCUGGGUCUGAUGGAGGAAGGGAUCCAACUUCUACUUCCUGAGCCCUUUUCCCGUUUUUAGGCCCAGCAGUAGAGCCCCUUCCUCUGUUCUGGAAGCCCCUGAGAGGCUCAGAGAGGCCACCAUGGCGAGAUCCCUGCUCCUGCCUCUGUUGAUCCUAUUGCUGUCUUUGGCCUUGGGAGCUGCUGAACAAAAAGCUGAUGGGGACAGGAUUAUUGAUGGCCACCCAUGUCCAAACCACUCCCAACCCUCGCAGGUGGCCCUGCUCAAGGGCAAUCAACUACAUUGUGGAGGCGUGCUGCUCAACAAGUGGUGGGUGCUCACCGCUGCCCACUGCAUGAUGAAUGAGUAUAAUGUGUACAUGGGCAGUCAAGUACUGAACGACAGGAAUGCCAAGAAGAUCAGAGCCACAAAGUCAAUCCGUCACCCUGGCUACUCCACACAGACUCAUGUCAAUGACAUCAUGCUGGUGAAGCUAAGGUCCCCAGUCAAGCUGUCAUCUAGUAUGAAGGGUGUCACUUUGCCCUCCCGAUGCGAGCGCCCUGGAACCCAAUGUACUGUCUCUGGCUGGGGCACCACCAGCAGCCCUAAUGUGAAAUUUCCAUCAGAGCUCAUGUGUGCAGAUGUCAACCUCAUCUCCCACAACGACUGCAGUAAGAUUUACAAGGACCUGUUGGGCAAGUCAAUGCUGUGUGCUGGCAUCCCGGGCUCCAAGAAGAACGCCUGCAAUGGUGACUCAGGGGGACCACUGAUGUGCAAAGGAACCCUGCAAGGCCUGGUGUCCUGGGGAACGUUCCCUUGUGGCCAGCCGAACGACCCAGGUGUUUACACCCAAGUCUGCGACUUUGUUCCUUGGAUAAAGGAGACCAUGAGAAAGAAUAGAUAAAAGUUGAAUGACCGUGUGAUAUGAACAGAAAAUAAGGACGUCAGUGACCUAUAAAAACACAAUAUCAAAGACAUAUUAAAGCCCCAACAAUAUGCCAUAUUUUAAACCAAUCAAAUUAGCAAGGAUUUAAAAACAAACCAAAGAAGCACAAAAGCCUCA